GUUUACUAAGGACAUCCGGCUCAGGAAGGUCGAUUCUUUUCCUGCAGCACACGUAUAUUUCGAUCUGGUCAUCCUUGGAAUGUUCAAUGAACUGCACGCCGUGUGCACCGCGAGUUCAGUUUUCAGUGACGUGAGAGUUUAAUGACCAUAAAAAUUUGUCAUUGGGGAAUUUAUUUUUAUGCCGCAGCAACCGGCAAUCUUCGAGAUCGUAAACUGAAUAAAAACGGUUUUUGUGUAGUUAAAAACUUGCCGGGCCUUAGCCUUUACUAAGAUUGGCUCAUAAAUUAAAUGCCUUUAUCAGUUGCGUCCGUAUAGCAUUUGCGUUGACUUUUGCAAAGCCCGGUUUUUGACUACCUUGGAUUUUUUAUGUGUUCGAUCGGUACGCAAAAGCCAGCCAUUAAUUUGAGCGCAUGCCGUCAAAAGCUACCCAAGCAAUUUAUUUAGUGAAAAGAGGAACAUAAAACAGUCCUCAAACAACAGAAGUUAUACGAGUUCAAAGCAAAUAUUGACAGUGGAAAAGAUUUGUUUAUUCAAAUUGUACAGUGCCUUCUAAGAAUACAUUGUGCUUAGUGAAGUGACAAUACAUGACGAUUGUUCUUGGCAUCCGCAUAAUUUCUCUUUUGGAAAAACUUUGACGCCGGGACUGCUUAAAUCUCACAAUAGUAGGAUUAAAUGUCUUAAUUAUGCGGUAAGUGGUCAGACCCAAUCCAAAGUUCGAAGGUAAAGAGAGUGCUUGUAAUUAGGACCUGGCCUAUCGGAUGACCUACAAUGUUCAGUUCAGGUUCCGCGAUGGGCUGACUGGCUGAAAAUCUCUCCCCGUAAACAAACAUAUUUGCCAACGGUACCUGAAAUCCAAGACGAAAAGGACCAUACUUAACAAACCCGUCGUUACCCCAUCCGUGUCGCCCGUCAACAAAUUUCCCGAAAGAUUAAUGCAACAAAGAAAUUGGGAUGGAAUAGAACCGUACGAUCCAAAAGCAAUAAAUCAAAUUUAUGGAGCUUAAAGAACCUGUGAUAAUGGAUGUAACAGAAUCAUUUGCUAGCAACGAGCAAGACAUUUCCAAAACGGAUUUCUUCGAUUUCGUCGUAACUCCCGACUCCGACGACGUCCAAUCGAUACAACAGUACUCGAAGCAAAUGCGAAACGUCAACGCGUUCCUAGGAAACGGCACCUCGGAGGAGAACAAAGAGACCAAUAACAACAGCAUGUUGAUCUCUGAAAUACCCACCACUACCUCAGACAAUACCAUCACGAACUUCGACGCCAACCUUUGGAGCGAAAAGGACACCGUUCGAUUGGAAACUGCCAUUUUAGAAGACUUGAACAAAUACUGUUGGUCCAACGAUGAAAUAAACGGUGUGGUGCAGAUUAAACAGCAAAGCAGUAGCAAUAACAACAAUAACAACACUGAUGGUCAAAUAUAUACGCUCACGGUGCUGAACGGUUUGGACCAAAGCGCCACGUGGUAUCGGCAGCCUCUUUCUAUUAAGGAAGAAGAGGUAUCGAUAUCGAGUCCGAGUUCAAUGGAACAUUUGCAAGGAGGUCUAGACAUAGAUUCGAUACUGAAUAUAAUUCCGGGACAGAUUAGCAACUUUAGCGGAAACUAUAGUGAUGCAACGAUGAGUCCGAAUACUGACGGCCUGAUAAAAUCGGAAACUUACACCUACGAGGACAGUGGAUUUGCCGACAACAAAGAAGAACUGGCGAAUUCGCUCAUCAUCGAUACACCGCUUUUAGAAGCGCACGAUAGUUUCAACAACAACAAUAACGACUGGAAGCUGACUAAUAAUAACACUCAAAACGGUUCCGCCGAUUCUCUACUACGCAGCGCUUUACAGGGUAAAGCGUUCGUGCGUUACAAUGGCGGCGCCAAAACCAACAAAGUCGUCGAAACGAAUGUCGAGUUGCGCAGAGUUUUGUCAUCGCCUACCAAAACUGAAGCCGUGUACAUUAACAAGGAUGAACCGGAGCACAUACCUACGAUUGUGGCGGGUAUCGAUGCCAAUGGGAAAGUCGUGUUCGAGGAACAAAUCAGCGGUAGAACGAUAGAGUCGACACCAGAAAACCCGUCGAGCACGCAUAACAUGGACGACAUUAUUCUGAGUCAGCUGGAUCAUCCGUUCCCAGAAGACUUCGAAAAAUUAAAACGGAUAGCCAACGAAGUAGCGGAAUCCGUAAAUCAAUAUUGUUUAGACACCAGCUCGACGGAGAGUACGGUCCAGGCCAGCAUAAAUACAGAACAGAUCGGUAUUCUGUACAAUAUAGCAUCGCCGAUCCAAAUAACAACGCCGGUCGUGACUAGUACGAAGCCUACCAAAAAGUACAAAAGAUCGAACAGCGGAAACAAGUCCCAAACUACGAUCCAAAACGCCACUUCAACCAGCAACGGAGUGAGGAAGGAGAGAUCACUGCACUACUGUAGCAUAUGUUCGAAAGGGUUUAAAGACAAGUACUCAGUGAAUGUACACAUACGAACGCACACGGGAGAAAAACCAUUUGCGUGCAGCUUAUGUGGGAAAACAUUUAGGCAGAAAGCGCAUUUAGCUAAGCAUUAUCAGACGCAUAUCGCGCAAAAGAACGCUGCUGCAGCUGGUAAUGUUUCCACAUCAAAGACAAAAUCGAGGUAGCUCGUUUUCGGGCUGUUGGUGGAAUGUUAGGGACCAUGUUUUGGGUUUAUUUUGGCGCGUGGUCAAAAUUUUUUUCAAAAAUGAAGUGUACCUAUCUGUAUAGGUAUUAGAGGUUUGUUUUGUCCUAUGGACAAGGAUAAUAAUACACGAAAUUUAGGAACGUUUUAGCAGUAUUUAGUGCUAGACAAGAACAAAAGGUAAUUUUUUACGGUCAGGCAUUUUGUGAACCAUGUAGAAAUACGUCUUCUGCUCAAAAUUACAAACAGAAAUGUGUUUUAAAGGAAGAAGAGGAAUCUGUGAUAAUUAGUAAACGUGUAGCAAAUGAUUAACGUACAUCAAAAAUUGCAGUCUUUAUUCGAAGAAUACAUUACUAACCAAAAUCAGAAAUUCACAAUCAACACGAUUGCACUUUGCCUUAAAUUCGAAUUUCUAAAGGAAACUUAAUGGGUAUUUGUUUAUAUCGUUUAACUUUAAGUUAGAAAGAAAUGAACAGAACAAAGUUGUCAUAGACCAUUAACAAGGUUCAUUUUGCGGUACACUAAUGUAUGUUAAUAAAUGUGAGACCAAUACGUCUUAUGUCAACCGCUUUAUCAAGCAUUUCUAUGUAUGUGUUUUUUAAAUAGUACGAAUUUUAGAAAACACUUUUCCCAAUGACGAUAUAAAUGGUAAAAUUUCGCUAUGUCAGAUAGUUUUCAUCCUUAUGCAAACCUAAAUUUGUAGUCUUUAACUUCUAAUUAGCACAAUGGUACUCAAUGACAAAAAAAGUUAAUUUCAUAAUGUUUACUUCGAAACGAGGGCUGUUUUUUAACACUAUUUGUAUCUGCGAAUGAGAAAAUAUUGCCGUAGAAAUUCUGUAAACAUUUAUUUCACUAAAAAGACAUCUAAUUAUAACUUUGAACUUGCAAUUGGGAAAUGUGGUUCUUUUGUGAAAAUAAUAUGUGGGACGCUCUCGAAUGCUGCAGAUUUAGCUACAUUUAAACGGUUGUGAAUUUCUUAUAACGUGAUAUUCUCUAUAUGACAAAAACACCUAACAUUCCAGCAAAUCUUAUUAGAAAAAUUGAUAUACAUAGUUCGAGCAAUAAGAGAUAAACAAUACUCAAAUGUAAUCAAAACGAUGUUUUGUUCCUACUCAAAUGUUUUCUCUUAUUUCGUAGUUUUUUUUUUGUAUAAUAAUGUGCUGUGAUUUUUGAAUAUGAAAUUAUGAUAAAAGGAUAAGUAAGUUGAAAAUCUGCCUAAAUUUUUUUCUUGCCAUUUCUGUAUUAUUAUUUACAUCGUAAUAUUAGUAAGUUUAUUUAUUUUUUUGUAGCGAUUUAAAAGGUUUUUCGUAGUUUUGUUAUGCAAACAGGGUGGACUAACAGUAAUGUUAAUGUAUUUUAAGUUUAUUUCCUAAUAUUAAAAGUAUUAUUCUACCCUGGAUUUAUGAAUAAGUUUUUUGUAUAGGAAGCAGAGAAGAGACAACGAAUUCGGAUGAUAUUACAAUUAAUGUAUUUAGUACCGUACCGUCUUUUACAUUAAAUUUAAGUACCUAAUCUUUAACUCUUAUUUAUAAUUAAAUGGAUAUUUUAAUUUCUUCUUAAAUUAGUGUAGUUUCAGUUUACCAUAAUAUUAUAGGCAUUAAAUGACCUUUUUACCUUCGAAUACUCACUACAUGUAAAUUUAUAUUUAUAUUUAUAAAACUGUGUAUUAUGCUAUAUAUAUAAAACCUUGUUGUUGAGUUGCGAGCUUGUUGAAAUUUUGUAUUUUUGUACUUUUAUACCGCAUGCCGAUUUGUUGUUUAUUUUUAUAAAUAUUUAUAAGGACCUAGCUCUUCACAAGUUGUUGUUUCCCCGAUACAUUUAAAAUACUACUUUUUACUAAUACCACUAGAUUAAAAGCAGCAUUUGUUUACUUCUGUAACGGAUUAUAGUAAUGACAAAUUGCCAUGGUAUAGGGAUUUUUUAUUUUAUCUCUGGAUCUCAUUCAAAUAUUUGAUUCGUCUCGCAUGUGACUGCGGUAACUGCCAAGUUUUCUAAAUGUGUUCUUCGAUAGAUGUGUGUUGCUAUUGUUGCUAUUACACGUAUACAUCUUAUUACAUCCUCUGAAUAAUACGUGUACGCAAUUACAACAAACGACUUUACACCUUCCGUAUUGUACUCCAUAUACCGCCAUAGAUUGUCAACUUUUUGCGUUAUGUAUAGUUUUAUCAGAUUUUAUAAUUUUCUUUAUUAUUGUAUUAUUGAUUUUAUCCGAAUAUCUUUAUACUAGAUUCAUAUAAUAUUUACAUUUUAUAACAUUUUUUAUUAUACCUAUUAUGUUUUGUGACCAAUAAAGUUUUUAAAAA
Messenger RNA from Cylas formicarius (sweet potato weevil), 4948 nucleotides. Its product is annotated as gastrula zinc finger protein XlCGF53.1. The record is from RefSeq and is a predicted model, not a curated record. Gene Ontology annotation, cellular component: nucleus. NCBI's taxonomy places the organism in Eukaryota, Metazoa, Arthropoda, Insecta, Coleoptera, Brentidae. The coding region runs from base 994 to 2628 and encodes 544 amino acids. The transcript is spliced from 6 exons.